AUGAUAUUCCGUUACGCGGAUUCCUCAGCUCAAGUAGAACAAAAAUAUUCGAACUAAUCGGAAAUUUUUAAUAACCGGAUAGAUUCAACUGCUGUUAAAAAAUCCAAUCCCCAAAUUUAAUCCAUACCAUUUAAACUUCGAAUAUUGUAGAACUAUCUUGAUGCUGCGUAUUCACUAUAAAAAAAAAAAACACACUUUAUAAAAAAAUAAAAUUAUUAAAAAAUAAAAAUUAUUAAAAUAGGAGAUGAAGAAUUGAUAAUUCAGAAGAUUUUUUUUCCAUUUUUAAGUUAUUCCAUUAAUUAUGAUAUUUUUUUUUUUGAUAAAAAUAAAUUAAAAACUAACAAAUAAAAAAACAAACAACUAAAUAAAUUUUAAGCGAUACUAACAACUAAAGCUAAAAACAAAUUGAUUGAUUAAAAAAUAUGA
This is a messenger RNA of Tetrahymena thermophila SB210, 426 nucleotides long. RefSeq lists its product as hypothetical. Lineage: Eukaryota; Ciliophora; Oligohymenophorea; Hymenostomatida; Tetrahymenidae. The transcript has a single exon. The record is from RefSeq and is a predicted model, not a curated record.